Molecule: messenger RNA, 3173 nt
Organism: Glycine soja
Lineage: Eukaryota; Viridiplantae; Streptophyta; Magnoliopsida; Fabales; Fabaceae
Product: sucrose synthase
Exons: 13
Coding region: 499-2916 (805 amino acids)
Biological process (GO): sucrose metabolic process
Molecular function (GO): sucrose synthase activity
Source: RefSeq, a predicted model, not a curated record
AAGUACUGUUGUUUUUCUCUUCUAUUUCUUUUUUUGUUUGUGUUGUUUUUUUUUCUUCCUUAUCGUUGUUCUGCCUCUCCUCUGUUUCGGUGCUCUGUUCACCACUUCCACGUGAGAAUGAUCUUCCUUCUUUGCAUGUUCAUUCUCUCGUGACCACUGGAUCAGACUCCAUGUUCUGAUCCAGGGUCUCUCUCUAACGCCUGUACUUUCAUCCAUGACCACCUUAAAAACAACAUGGGGGUGGUGCUGUUACACUAACUCUGUUUCUGGGGUGCUGUCUUUGUUCAAUUUUACUCAGAAAAUAUCUUUUCUUGGAUUCUAUUCGGUGUGUGGGAACAUGAUCCUGUCGGUCGGUUGUUUUUAGGUUAAUCCUUAACUGGUUACAAGGAUCUAACGCUUGAAUGCAUGUCCUGAGUUAAAGAAACAAAAGAAGAACACACCUAGUACAGCCUGGCCUCGAACCAAGAACUUCUUUCUGUUGAAGUCUUUCCCUAGCCAAUGGCCACCGAUCGUUUGACCCGGGUUCACAGUCUCCGUGAGAGGCUUGAUGAAACCCUCACUGCCAACAGGAAUGAAAUUUUGGCCCUUCUGUCAAGGAUCGAAGCCAAGGGCAAGGGCAUCCUGCAACACCACCAGGUCAUUGCUGAGUUUGAGGAAAUCCCUGAGGAGAACAGACAGAAGCUCACUGAUGGUGCCUUUGGAGAAGUCUUGAGAUCUACACAGGAAGCCAUAGUUUUGCCACCAUGGGUUGCUCUGGCUGUUCGUCCAAGACCUGGUGUGUGGGAGUACCUGAGAGUGAAUGUGCACGCUCUUGUUGUUGAGGAGUUGCAACCUGCUGAGUACCUGCACUUCAAGGAAGAACUUGUUGACGGAAGUUCUAAUGGCAACUUUGUGCUUGAGUUGGACUUUGAACCAUUCAAUGCAGCCUUCCCCCGCCCAACUCUUAACAAGUCAAUUGGAAAUGGUGUGCAAUUCCUCAACCGUCACCUUUCUGCCAAACUCUUCCACGACAAGGAGAGCUUGCACCCACUUUUGGAGUUCCUCAGGCUUCACAGCGUCAAGGGAAAGACUUUGAUGUUGAAUGACAGAAUUCAAAACCCAGAUGCACUCCAACAUGUUCUGAGGAAAGCUGAGGAGUAUCUGGGCACAGUGCCUCCUGAAACUCCCUACUCAGAAUUUGAGCACAAGUUCCAGGAGAUUGGUUUGGAGAGAGGGUGGGGUGACAACGCGGAGCGUGUCCUUGAGUCAAUUCAACUUCUCUUGGAUCUUCUUGAGGCCCCUGACCCGUGCACCCUUGAGACUUUCCUUGGAAGAAUCCCUAUGGUGUUCAAUGUUGUUAUUCUUUCUCCCCAUGGUUACUUUGCCCAAGAUAAUGUCUUGGGAUACCCUGACACUGGUGGCCAGGUUGUUUACAUCUUGGAUCAAGUUCGUGCUUUGGAGAAUGAGAUGCUCCAUCGCAUUAAGCAACAAGGAUUGGACAUUGUUCCUCGUAUUCUCAUUAUCACCCGUCUUCUCCCCGAUGCAGUAGGAACUACUUGUGGCCAACGUCUUGAGAAGGUGUUCGGAACUGAGCACUCCCACAUUCUUCGAGUUCCCUUUAGAACUGAGAAGGGAAUUGUUCGCAAGUGGAUCUCAAGAUUCGAAGUCUGGCCCUACUUGGAAACUUACACUGAGGAUGUUGCCCACGAGCUUGCCAAAGAGUUGCAAGGCAAGCCAGAUCUGAUUGUUGGAAACUACAGUGAUGGAAACAUUGUCGCUUCUUUGUUGGCACAUAAAUUAGGUGUCACUCAGUGUACCAUUGCUCACGCACUUGAGAAGACCAAAUACCCCGAAUCCGACAUUUACUGGAAAAAAUUGGAAGAGAGAUACCACUUCUCUUGCCAAUUCACAGCUGAUCUAUUUGCCAUGAACCACACAGAUUUCAUUAUCACCAGUACCUUCCAGGAGAUUGCUGGAAGCAAGGACACUGUUGGACAGUACGAAUCUCACACAGCCUUCACCCUUCCUGGACUCUACCGCGUUGUGCAUGGUAUUGAUGUCUUUGAUCCAAAAUUCAACAUUGUCUCCCCUGGAGCUGAUCAAACCAUUUACUUCCCCCACACUGAAACCAGCCGUAGGUUGACAUCCUUCCACCCUGAAAUCGAAGAACUCCUUUACAGCUCAGUGGAGAAUGAAGAACACAUAUGUGUGCUGAAGGACCGCAGCAAGCCAAUUAUCUUCACCAUGGCAAGGUUGGACCGAGUGAAGAACAUCACAGGACUUGUGGAGUGGUACGGUAAGAACGCGAAGCUGAGGGAGCUGGUGAACCUUGUGGUUGUUGCUGGAGACAGGAGGAAGGAGUCAAAGGACUUGGAAGAGAAGGCCGAGAUGAAGAAGAUGUACGGCCUGAUCGAGACCUACAAGUUGAACGGCCAAUUCAGAUGGAUUUCAUCGCAGAUGAACCGUGUGAGGAAUGGAGAGCUCUACCGCGUGAUCUGCGACACCAGGGGUGCUUUCGUGCAGCCUGCUGUAUACGAGGCUUUUGGUUUGACAGUGGUUGAGGCCAUGACUUGCGGCUUGCCAACAUUCGCCACAUGCAAUGGUGGUCCUGCUGAGAUCAUUGUGCACGGCAAGUCUGGCUUCCACAUUGACCCUUACCAUGGUGACCGUGCUGCUGAUCUCCUUGUUGACUUCUUUGAGAAGUGCAAGCUUGACCCAACCCACUGGGACAAGAUCUCAAAGGCUGGUCUCCAGCGUAUUGAAGAGAAGUACACAUGGCAAAUUUACUCUCAGAGGCUUCUCACUCUCACCGGUGUCUAUGGCUUCUGGAAGCAUGUGUCUAACCUUGACCGCCGUGAGAGCCGCCGCUAUCUCGAGAUGUUCUAUGCUCUCAAGUACCGCAAAUUGGCUGAGUCUGUGCCCCUUGCUGCUGAGUAAACUGAGGAUGAAGAGUUGGAUAAAGAAAUGGAGGAACCGGCUUUUUCUUUCUCAUUUGGAGUUUGUCGCACUUGAGUUUUAUAAAUAAUGUCCGUGAUUUUAGUUUUGUGAUUAAGCUUUCGAUAAGAGGAGAGAAAGAGAAGGAAAAAAAAAGUUGCUUUUUUUUUUUGUUGUUGCAUGAUUUGGAUCUUGAUUGGAAAAGCUUCGAAUUGGGGUAGUUUUACCCAUCAAUUCAAUUUUAAGCCGUGCCUUCUUCA